This is a messenger RNA of Thamnophis elegans (Western terrestrial garter snake), 4421 nucleotides long. RefSeq names its product non-SMC condensin II complex subunit G2 (gene NCAPG2). Gene Ontology annotation, cellular component: condensin complex; nucleus. Bases 416 to 3829 code for a protein of 1137 amino acids. The record is from RefSeq and is a predicted model, not a curated record. The transcript has 29 exons. Gene Ontology annotation, biological process: mitotic sister chromatid segregation. NCBI's taxonomy places the organism in Eukaryota, Metazoa, Chordata, Lepidosauria, Squamata, Natricidae.
UUGAAUCUGGCUUCGGAAGCGCCAAAUCGAAUCGAUGACUGUAAAGCCGAGAAGUGAGCCAGCCAGCCUCUGUCCAUCGGAAAAUAUCGUAUGUUUGAACGGACGCCAGAGGUGGCUGGGGUAAGGAGCGUCUCUCUCGAGAUCCUGCAAAUAAAAGGCGCUCAAGUUUCUAGGCUUCAAGAACCUGCAACGCGAAGCAGGAAAGCGGUUUGAUUGGUGACACUGUCUCAAAUCACAUCAGGAAGAGGUUUCUGUCAGAUAGUGAUCCACUGGAUCUCCACGGCAGAUGAUUCUGUCUAUAUAGAACCCCAGAUCCCAUUAUCCUCAAAACUUGCAAAAUUUUGAAGUGCAAUCCCAAGAAGUUGCUUCCUUCUUCACUUAGCAUAUGACGUCUGUGAACUGCAAAUAGUAUACCAUGACAAAACGUGAGGCUUUCCUAAAGGCUGUGCAUAACGAUUCCAUAGAAGAGUUUUUGCAUUUCAUCCAACUUCAUAAUGAUGCGUCAGAUUCCUUUGAUCUACAUGAACUCGUUCAAGAGCUAUCAAGAAAGCAAAAGGAAACGUUGUGGAAUAGAUUAAAGGACUUGUUAGCCAAGGUUUUGCUGGAUAAUCCCAUAGAAGAAUGGCAAAGCAUGGUGGAUGACAGCAUGGAAACUGAAGAAAAUGCAGCACUGAAGCAAACUACAGCUGUGAUUCAAGGUGUAGCAACUAUAGUUACUGCAUCCAUUCCUACAUUAGAUGAAGAUACUGACAUCAAAACCCUUUUAGAAUGUGCUGUGAUAUUAAAUGGGAUUCUUUCGGUACUACCGGAUUCUGAAAAAUCUCUGUUGGAAGCAAUUCAGCGCCUUUCAGAAUGCUGGUGGGGUAAGGGAUUAGAAGAAAAAGAACAAUUUGGGAAAACUGCUUUUUUGGUGCUUCUGAGGAAGAGUCUGGGGAAUAAAAUUGUUCCGGGGGAAGUUUUGACCAGCCUAUGUUGCCUUCACCGGGUUCUACUGUGUUUUGAUUAUGACUCAGACGAGAGUAAUGAAAUUAAAGAUUUGUUACUUCGGUGCUUUAUGAGCCAAGGCUACAUUAAAAAAGAAGAGGGAAGAAGAUUCUUGAGCUUUCUUUUUACAUGGAAUGUAGAUUUCAUUAAGCUGAUACAUGGGACUAUUAAAAAUCAACUCCUAUGUUUUCCUAGGUCCUUGAUGAACCAUGUCGCUGAGGUUUACUUCAGAGCUUGGAAGAAGAGUUCAGGUGAAAUACUAGAGGUAAUUGAAUAUAACUGCAUUCAGGAUUUCAUGCAUCAUGCAGUUCAUCUUCCCCGGCGGUCCCCCCUAAACGCAAAAGUGCGAGAGAUGCUAAACUAUUUCCACACACGAAAUAAAUCUCGCCAAGGAGUUGAAGAAGUUCUUUAUAGACUUUAUCAACCUAUUCUUUGGAGAUCUUUGAAGGCCAGGAAUCCUGAGAUUCGUUCAAAUGCAGCACUGAUUUUUAGUGAAGCAUUCCCUAUUCUGGAUCCCAGUUUUAACAAACAUGAUAUGGAAAAAGAAAUCCAGAAGCAAUUUAAUGAACUUUUUGCUCUCUUAGAAGAUCCUCAACCCGCAAUCCGCUCAACAGGAGUACUUGCAGUUAGUAAAAUAACAUGUAAAUAUUGGAAGAUGAUUCCGGCAGCAUUGCUUGCUGAAUUUCUGAAAACUUUGAUUGAAGAUCUUGCUUUUGAUGCAAGUUCAGCUGAUGUCCGAUGUACCGUUUUUAAAUGCUUGCCUAUACUUUUGGACAAUGUACUGAGCCACCCAUUACUGGAACAGCUUCUGCCAGCACUGAAGUACAAUCUCCAUGACAAUUCGGAGAAAGUUAGAGUGGCUUUCGUCGAUAUGUUGCUGAAAAUUAAGGCCACGAAAGCUGCAAAGUUUUGGAGAAUUUGUCCUGUAGAGCACCUCUUAGCUCGCCUUGAGAUUGAUUCACGGCCUGUGUCCCGACGGAUAGUAAAUCUUCUGAUCAACUCUUUCCUGCCCAUCAGUCAACCAGAAGUGUGGUGUGAACGCUGUGUAACACUCAUCCAAAUGAAUGCACCUGCAGCUAGAAAAUUCUAUCAGCACGUUCACGAAUACACUAGUCCCACCAAUAUAGCUAAGCUCAUAAUUGCCAUUCGGAAUUGUUUGAACGGCUCUAUCCAACAGCAGUUAAAGGAAUCUGAGAGUGGAGAUGAGCAGAACGAGAAAGAAAACAUAAGUGUAACAGAUAACUUAUUUUUGAUUGAUGACCUACCUUCCAUGGCUGGCUUGCUUGAAAUUAUCGUAAUUCUCUGGAGGAGUAUUCAGAAACAACUUGAUUGCAAUGAAGAAGCAAAAAAUCACAUUGUCCAAAAGUUUGCUUCUGUGCUACCAACAUAUUUAAAAAAUUUCAAGGACGACCGUUGUGUGUCUCCAAUAAUUAUCCUGGCAUCUUUCAUCCCACCUGCUGCUAUUCCUACAUUCAGUUGUGGUGUGGUUUCAAAGCUGAAGAAAAUGGAAAAUGGUGUGACUGAAAAGAAGUAUUCCACCCUACUUGACUGUCUGUGUCGCUGGGGCAAAUUAGGACAUAUCCUUGAAUUAAUCUGCGAUUGGAUAACAACUGAGCCAAGGAAUAGAGAGACUGAUGAGACUGAACGGCGAGUACAAAUCCAAGAAACGGAUGAGGCCAAACCGGAACUGGCCCUUGAUUAUUUAGAAUAUUUACUGACUCACUGUAUGAACCAAAACUGCCUUUUGUCUCUCUCCAGAAACAAACUGAAUGAGCUUCUGAAAGUUCUUGAACGCGGAAAGGAUGAGCUAGAUUCUUACAUUCAAGGAUGCAACCUGGCAUAUUGUGGCUUUUAUCAAGCAACAGCAGUGAGAGCCUUCAGCCUCUACUGUAGGUUGAAUAUACAUCUUUUACAUAAGUUUGUCUCUGAAGAACAGGAUUAUCUCUCAGCUUUGGAGAAGACGGGGACCUGGAUAGAAAUCAGCAUUCUGCCUCAUUUAUUGUUAGAGGAAGAAGAGGGUUACUUCAAGCCAUCCAGUGAAAUCUCUCAAUGGGUGAUUCAGACUUACCUAUUGGUGUGCAAAGAUCUUAUAGCUGUUGGACUUGGUGAUUUCGGAUUUCAAGCUAGUCUUCUGAACUUGGCAUCUAGGAUCAUAUGCAGAGGAAAAGGCGCCAUUUUCAUUCCAAUGUUGCUCUCUAUCCUGAGAGAGAUUGUUGAAGCUUUCUUAGCCUGUGACGUUGUCAACACUGAUUGCAUAGCAGAACUUGCAAAUAAUGUUCCUAUAAUGUUCCAGAAAAUUCUAGAGACCAUGGCACUUAAGCUCAGAAGACAACAAGAAGAAGGGAUACAGUUAAUUCACUCUGCUCAAGGGCCUCUUGGAGAAUUUGUACACGUAGUCCAGUCCUGUGUGUUGAUUUUCCCAGUGAUUUAUAAAGGAGUUAUUUCUUCUCUUUUAGCCGCAGUAGUGGUUGAGAUAAAUUGCAGCUUGAAAAAAAAGUUAUUGGCUACAGAAGAACUAAUAACACCGAAGACAUUCUUAAAUCUCCCACCACUUUCAAGCGUUAUAAUGGCGAUUCUGAAUAACUCAACAAAAGGGGUUAGGUCUUUUCUAAAUGAAUUACUGGAAUACAUUGAGUCUGAAGAAUGUGAAGGAAUUAUUAGCCUUACCACUAGUGUGUACAUUGUUGCUUUAAUUAAAGGUAAACGAAAACCUUCCUAUAUAAAGGCCAUUGCAGCUACUCUUCAGGAAAAAAUAAUGAUGUAUAGCGAAAUUACCAAGGAAGACGUGGAAAGGGUGCUCUGUGAAACUGCUUUGGGCAUUGUGAAUGAAAUGCUGGGUCCUUGAUCACGUAGACAAGAGAAUGGGAUGGAAGAUGUAUUUUAAACUUCAAAGAGAACUACAUGCUUUAUCAUUUUUUGCCUCGCGUAAAAAAUGUAUCGUUUUAACUGGUUUUUCUUUGAAAUAUUUUUAAUAGAUUUUAAUAGAUUUUAAUAGAUUUUAAUAGAUUUUAAUAGAUAUUUUUAAAUGAGUUGUGGUUCAAAAAUUGAUUUUAUUAAAAAAUGUACAUAUUUUAUAAAAUGCUAUUAUAUUAUGCAAUAAGUGGUUGUGUUAUUCCUUGUACAUAUAUUUUAAAGAAGGCAUGACCAAGCUUUUGGCUAGCCUGGGUCAGCCUGAAGAGGAUUUGUCUUACGCCGCACACAAAAUAUCAAAUAUACCUAAUGUAUAUAAAUACUGCUAUAAUAAUGUUAAAAGUUUCUGUAAGAAAUGAGCAGGCUGAGCCCAAGGGAGGAGUUAAAUUCAUCAUAAGUCUUCAGUCCGGCCCUCCUUGAACUUCAUUUUGCUUUGACCAUUAGCAGCUCAGAUUUUUGUAGCGAGUAUUUGCAUGCAAUAAAUCCAUAUUCAUUUGAACCACUCUGGCUCCUGAUUUCUUACAUUU